This is a messenger RNA of Rattus norvegicus (Norway rat), 948 nucleotides long. RefSeq names its product olfactory receptor family 5 subfamily P member 59 (gene Or5p59). Gene Ontology annotation, molecular function: G protein-coupled receptor activity; olfactory receptor activity. Gene Ontology annotation, biological process: signal transduction; detection of chemical stimulus involved in sensory perception of smell; G protein-coupled receptor signaling pathway. NCBI's taxonomy places the organism in Eukaryota, Metazoa, Chordata, Mammalia, Rodentia, Muridae. The transcript has a single exon. The record is from RefSeq and is marked reviewed. Gene Ontology annotation, cellular component: membrane; plasma membrane. Bases 1 to 948 code for a protein of 315 amino acids.
AUGGCUUUCCUGCAGGAUGGGAACUACACUGCAGUGACAGAGUUCAUUUUAUUGGGAUUAACUGAUGACCCAGUCCUCAGAAUUGUCCUCUUCACCAUUAUCCUGUGUAUCUACCUGGUGACUGUUUCUGGAAACCUCAGCACCAUCCUUCUCAUCAGAGUCUCUUCCCAGCUUCAUCAUCCCAUGUACUUUUUUCUCAGUCACUUGGCUUCUGUUGACAUAGGCAUUUCAUCUUCUGUCACACCCAAUAUGCUUGUCAACUUCUUAUUGGACAGAAAUAGUAUCUCCUAUAUUGGAUGUGGCAUCCAGCUUGGUUCAGCUGAUUUCAUUGCAUCAGUUGAAUGCUUUCUUCUGGCUGCUAUGGCUUAUGAUCGCUUCAUGGCAAUCUGCAACCCACUGCUUUAUUCCGCCAAAAUGUCCACACAAGUCUGUAUCCAGCUGGUUGUGGGAUCUUAUACAGGGGGUUUUUUUAAUGCUUCCCUAAUUGUAAUGGUUUACUUUUUUUCUUUUCUCUUCUGUGGACCAAAUAUAGUUGAUCAUUUUUUCUGUGAUUUUGCUCCUUUAGUGGAACUCUCCUGUUCUGAUGUCAGUGACUCUGUACUUCUUAUCUCAUUUUCUGCUGGCUCAGUCACUAUUAUCACAGUGUUCAUCAUAGCCGUUUCCUAUUCCUAUAUCCUCAUCACCAUCCUGAAGAUACACUCCACUGAGGGUCGCCAUAAGGCCUUCUCCACAUGCACCUCCCAUCUCACUGCAGUCACUCUCUACUAUGGAACUGUCACCUUCAUUUAUGUGAUGCCCAAGUCUAACUAUUCUACUGAUCAGAACAAGGUGGUGUCUGUGUUCUACAUGGUGGUGGUCCCCAUGUUGAACCCGCUCAUCUACAGUCUCAGCAACAAUGAGAUUAAAGGUGCUCUGAAGAGACAGCUUGGUAUGAAAACAGUUUCUUAG